AUGAAUUUGCCGGUCAUACUCUCUUUGAGCAAAAUUUUUCUCCCUAGAAUGGCAGGCAUGGAAACUAAAACCUCCAUUGAAAAUACUUUUCAAAAUGCUUUUGAAAGUGCCUCACUCAUUCCCAUUUUAGAGAAGCUCGACAUAUUCGACCUUGUGGAGAAGAACAUCUUCUCUCCAAUAGCUGAUUUUAUAAAAUCGAGAACUUCUUUUAUCGAGGAGGUCCUAAGCGAAUGGAAAAAUAACAUGCUUCCCUAUUUUGAGUCUGCUUCGAAGUCUUUUCAAUCCAUUUUAAACUUUCUGGACAAGAUUACCACACCCAUGAAAACAGCCAUGAAAGAUUACAACAAUAGCAUAUCAUCGUUUCUGACACAUGCCUCGAUAGUUUUACUGUACCUAAUUCCCAUGAUACUCAUUGCUUUAUCAAUAGUCACCUAUAGUAUAAAGUUAGAUCAAAGAGGACACUAUAGCACAUUAUUUAGAACGCUUCCUUUUAUAUGUUUUCAUACAGCUAUCCACUUUAUACCUUCAAAUGCUCUUCUCGGACUAGAUCUCACGGAAUAUUUUAAGUUCCUAGAGACCUUCCCCUUUCUCAAAAAUCAAUGGAUCCAGUUGAUCUCAUCUAUUGCUUUGGCAGUAGUAUAUUUGGGUUUUACCCGUGUGGUAAGUACCAAGAUGAUCAUCAAUCCGCACUAUAUUUUUAUAUGCAGUGCUGUUUGUCACCUACUUCAUUUUCUUGAAAGGGUGCUUAUUACUCAACAAGAUUUAGGAUUUUUUAUGGAGCUCCUAUUCCUGGUGCUGGUCACUUUGUUAAAUUUCUUCCUUUACUGGCUUGCAGUCGGAAUGGUAAAAGGCCUGAUAGUUGGCCUUGGAUUGGAGCUUGUAAAGAAAAAAGAAGAAGAUAGUGAGGAGAAUGAAUCAACUGAACAAGCACAUGAUAAGUAA
Molecule: messenger RNA, 942 nt
Organism: Vittaforma corneae ATCC 50505
Lineage: Eukaryota; Fungi; Microsporidia; Nosematidae
Exons: 1
Coding region: 1-942 (313 amino acids)
Source: RefSeq, a predicted model, not a curated record